AUGGCCUUCAACGGGAACAAUCCCAACCUCUACAAUGUCUUCGCCCAGCAGCAACAGCAGCAGCAACAGCAGCAGCAGCAGCAGCAGCAGCGCCAGGCAGGCAUGCAGGGACAGCCGCAGGCGCAGGCGCAGCAGUCCUACGGCAACCUGGCCGGCACCAUGCCGGGCUUUGCGCAGGCGGGCGGCUUCUCCCAGCAGCAGGUGCGCCAGUUUCUGCAGCAGCAGCACGCCAAUGCGCAGGGCGGCGUGCAGCAGCCGCAGCAGCAGCCGGGCAUGCAGGGCAUGAACCCCAACGUGCUCGGCCAGAUGCCCGGCGGCCUGCCCAUGCACAUGCAGGCGCAGGCCAUGCUGAUGGGCGCCGGCGCGGGGCAGAUGCCGAUGCAGGCGUCGCCGCAGCAGCAGGCAGCCGCCGUCAUGCCGCAGGCGCAGCAGUUCCAGCCGCAGCAGCAGGCGCAGGGCAUGCAGCAGCACAUGCAGCAGGGCCUCGGCGGCCCGGCAGGCCAGCAGGCCGGCAUCGUCUCGGGUGCGCAGGCUGCCGCUGCCGCGUCGCAGGCUGCCGCGAUGAACCGGCAGCAGGGCUCUCCCGUGCAAGGCGCCGCCACUCCCGUCGCCGGACCGUCGGGCCAGCCAAGGCCGCCGCUCAACGUCAACUCGCUGCCGCCACAGCUGCUGGCGGCCGUGCAGCGCGCACGUCAGGGCCAGCUCGACCAGGCGCAGGUUGACAAGCUCAAGUACGCCAUCGGCCAGUACCAGCAGCAGCAACAGCGCAUGCUGCAGCAGCAACAGCAGGGCCAGACGGGCGAGCCGUCGGCGCAGCCUGGCGCCCAGAUGGUCGGACAGCCGUCGCAGCCGCAGCCGCAGCCGUCGCAGCAGCAGCAGCAGCAGCAGCCGCAGCAGCAGCAGCCGCAGCAGCAGCAGGCGCCGCCACAGCGCUCGACGCCGCACAUGCAGCAGGCCAUGCCGCAGCCGCUCGCGCAGCAGCCCGGCCAGCCGGCGGGCCAGCAGCCGAACGCACUGGCACAGCAGCGCCUGGCGAUGAACAACCCGCAGCAGAUGAUGCAGGUCGUGCGCGCCGCGGGCAACCGCGUGGCCGAGCUCGAGCAGAAGAUGAUCUCGGCCAGUCCGGCAGAGCGCGAGACGCUGCAGAAGGAGAUCAACAACGCCAAGGCCAUCCAGGGCCAGAUGGCGCAGCGUCUCGCGCAGCUGCAGCGCCAGCAGCAGCAGGCCACCGCCAUGCAGGCGCAGCAGCAGGCACAACAGCAGGCUCAGCAGCAGCAGGCCCAGCAGCAGCAGCAAGCACAGCAGACGCCUCGUCCGCCGAGCGCCAACCCGCAGCUGCAGUCGCCGGCGCUGCGGCCCGCCUCUGCGCAGGGCAGCGUCUCGGGCCCCAGCGGUCAGCCCGGCAAGCCGGCGCACCCGAUGCAGCAGCAGGCACCACCGCAGCAGGCGGCGCAGAUGCCCGUGCAGCCGUCGAUACCGACGCUCAAGCCCGAUCAGUUCCUGCGCGCCCUCUACGACCUGCACGUCAAGCAGGGCACGCCGAGCGCGGCGCAGGCCAGCGUGGCGAACCGGCCGCUCGACAUGCACCGCUUCUACACGCUCGUGCAGUCGAGCGGCGGCAGCGAGGUCGUCAAGCGCAAGAAUGCGUGGGGCGCCAUCGCCGCCGGCCUCGAGCUGCCCACGCAGCUGGCGCCGCACGUCGCCGAGGCGUACCGCAUCUCGCUUGCUCCGUUUGAGCAGGUGUGGGUGCGCGCCAUUCAGACGCAGUACCAGCAGGCGCAGGCCGCGCAGCAGAAGCAGCAGCAGCAACAGCAGCAACAGCAGCAGCAGGCGCUUCAACAGCAGCAGCAACAACAGCAGCAGCAGGCCGCUCAACAGCAGCAGCAGCAGCAGCAGCAGCAGCAGCAGCAGCAAGCGGCACAGCAGCAACAGCAGCAGCUCAAGACGCCGCAGCAGGCCCAGGGCGUGAUUCCCGGCCAGCAGCAGGCGCAGCAGCCUGGACGGCCGAACGGCAGCUUCAGCGGGCCGCCGACGAACAUCCCGCAGCAGCUCACGCCCGCACAGCUGCAGGCGCUCGGCCUGACGCAGGAGCAGUUCAACCUCAUCGUGCAGAGCGGCCAGCUCGGCCAGCUGCGCGAGCGUCAGCAGCAGCGCCAGCAGCAGCUCGCCCAGCAGCAGCAACAACAGCAGCAGCAGCAACAGCAGCAGGCCCAGCAACAGCAGCAGCAAGGCGGCGCCGCGCCGCAGGGCCAGCAGCAGCCGGGAGGGUUCCAAGGCGCGGCUCAGCAGCCGUUCAACGCCGCCGCGAACCCAGCCGCACGCUUCCCCGCACCGGGCGCCGCCACGUCGCCGCAAAUACCGCAGGCCUCUGUGCUCAGCCCGAGCAACACGGGCAUGCAGCCGCAGCAGCAGCCGCAGCACGGCAUGCCCGGCGCGCAGCCGUCGCCUGCCGGCACCGAGCUGCCGAAGCCGACGCCCGUCAGCAAGGAGCAGCUGGAGAAGGCCAAGGAGGCCAUGGCGCGCGUGGACGCCGAGCUCAAGAUCACGCGGCCACGCCUCGAGGUCAAGGAGAACCUCUCGGAGCACGAGAAGGAGCAGAUCCUCUCGCAGAUGGGCCAGCUCACGACGAUCCUCGACACGGUCAACGCGCUGCUGCCGGCGUUCUACGCGAUCAACGGCAACUUCGAGGGCGCGCGGCGCCUCAAGAUCAUGGCGUACAUGUUCAAGGACCAGCUCGACAUGCUGCCGCAGCGCAAGUGCAUCCUCGCGCUGAGCGACCUCGACAAGCUCAAGAUGCAGAUCCACCGCUGCAUCAACUUCGUCAAGACGCACAACCCGGACCUGACGAGCUACCUGCUGCAGGAGCUCGCCGCCGAGCGCCAGCGCACGCGUCAGCAGCAGCAGCAAGCUCAGCAGCAGCAAGCCCAGCAAGCUCAGCAAGCUCAGCAGCAGCACUUCCGUGCCAUGCAGCAACAGCAGCAGCAGAUGCAGCAACAGCAGCAGGCGCAGCAGAUGCAGCAGCAGCAACAGCAGCAGCAGGCGAUGCACGCUCAGCAGGCGCUUCUGCAGCAGCAACAGCAGCAGCAGCAAUUCCAGGCGCAGCAGGCCGCGCAUGCCCAGGCGCAGCAGGCACAGGCGCAAGCGCAGGCUCAGGCCCAAGCACAGGCUCAGGCACAGGCGCAGGCGGCGCAGGCAGCAUCGCAGACGCCAGCACAGCCGCAGGCGACGGCCACGCCAGACGAGUCCGAGGAGGCACUCGCUGCGCACGGCAUCAAGCGCGGCCUGCGCGUCGAGGACCUCAAGCCGCCGCCCACGAAGCGUGGCAAGGGCGCCGUCGCGAGCGUGCAGCAGGCCGGUGCGUCGCCGCAGGCCAAGUCGCCGCAGCUGCAGGCCGAGUCGCCGCAGAUCUCGGCCGCCUCGCCGCCCGCGGGCAAGGGCCGCAAGGCGCCCGUCAAGCCAAAAGCAAAGAAGGCAAAGACGGCCGACGAGCCAAAGUCGAAGGCCAAGACGAGCGCCGACAUCAUGGCCGAGGUCAAGCGCGAGAUCGCUGAGGAAGAGGCGCGCCGCAAGGCCGCCGGCGGCUCGACACCCGCGGCUGCGGUCGCAAAAGCGUCGCCGUCAUCGCUCGCGCAGGGCGGCGCCGAGACGGCGCAGUCGCCCAGCCAGGCGGCCGAGGCUGCGCUCAAUGCGCGCCGGCAGCGCGAGGCCGAGCUGGCGCAGAGCGACCCGGCCGGCCUUGCCGAGUCGGCGUGGCAGGGCCUCUUCUCCAACAGCGCUGCCGAUCCGUCGGGCAUGGCCGCCAUGACGGCUUCGCACGCGUCCGCGUCGACGGCAGACGGCAAGACGCUCGACAACCUGCUGUCCAUGCUCGGCCAGGGCUCGAUCGUGGGCAACGGCGCCUCGGACAUGUCCAGCCAGCAGGGCGCACAAGCGCCGCAGGCCUCGCACGGCCAGGCGGCAGCUGCGCGCGGCAGCCCGUCGCGGCAGCAGACGCAGCUCGCCGACGACCAGGCGGCGGCGGAGCGCGCACGUCUGCAGGCCGAGGCCGAUGCCGCCGUCGAGGUCGACUUCUUCGACUUUGACUCGUACAUCGAGGACCCGUCCGAGUUUGCCACGCUGCUCGGCGGCGGCGAGUCGGCCGCGCAGAGGCUCGUCUCGGGCGACGAGCCGCCGGCCGAGACGCCGGAGCUCGUGUCGGGCUCGAACCAGUCGUCGACGGCGUCGUCGGCCACGAGCUCGAUGAUCCUGCAGAAGGCCGCCAGCCUGGGCGGCGUCGGCGGCCCGCUGUCGACGAGUCCGAUGGACAGCAGCGACGACAGCGAGCCGAGCCCCGACGACCUGCUCAGCUCCAUCAUGGCCGGCGGCGGCAGCGCUGCCGGCGACGGGCGCACGUCGCAGAAGCGCAAGAGCCAGGACGACCCCCUCGACUGGUGGGACGCCGACCAUGCGCCGCAGCUGCAGCCGUGGGCGAUCCUCUCAUAG
Messenger RNA from Tilletiopsis washingtonensis, 4482 nucleotides. RefSeq lists its product as hypothetical. Gene Ontology annotation, molecular function: transcription coregulator activity; transcription cis-regulatory region binding. The transcript has 2 exons. NCBI's taxonomy places the organism in Eukaryota, Fungi, Basidiomycota, Exobasidiomycetes, Entylomatales. The record is from RefSeq and is a predicted model, not a curated record. Gene Ontology annotation, cellular component: nucleus; mediator complex; SWI/SNF complex. Bases 1 to 4482 code for a protein of 1493 amino acids. Gene Ontology annotation, biological process: regulation of transcription by RNA polymerase II.